Molecule: messenger RNA, 1836 nt
Organism: Penicillium manginii
Lineage: Eukaryota; Fungi; Ascomycota; Eurotiomycetes; Eurotiales; Aspergillaceae
Product: DEAD/DEAH box helicase
Exons: 5
Coding region: 1-1836 (611 amino acids)
Cellular component (GO): nucleus
Molecular function (GO): ATP binding; RNA binding; RNA helicase activity
Source: RefSeq, a predicted model, not a curated record
AUGGCCGACGGACUUCAAAUGGGCAACUUGUCCAUCAACGACUCCCAGCACGCCCCCCAGGGCAACGGACCCCCUGGCCGUGCCGCUUAUAUCCCUCCUCACCUUCGUGGCCGCCCCAACAUGGAUGGUGCUAGUGCUCCUCCUCCUGGCCCCGGUGCCGGUGCUCCUCGCGACGGUCCUCGUGGCAACUGGGCAAAUGCUAACGCUCCUGAUUUCAGCCCUCGUCCCGCCAACGGAAGUGCAGGUGGCAGCAGUGGUGGUGGUGGUUAUGCCGGUGCCUCUGCCCGCGGUUCGGGAGAUGGCCAGUGGCGCGACGGCAAGCACGUCGCCGGUCCCGCCAACGCUCGUCUCGAGCGCGAACUUUUCGGUGUCCCCAACGACCCCACCAAGCAGCAAACCGGUAUCAACUUCGCCAACUACGACGAUAUCCCCGUUGAAGCUUCCGGUCAAGAUGUCCCCGAGCCCCUCGCCAGCUAUGUUGUCCCUACCCCCGUCCAGAAGUACUCGAUCCCCAUUGUGAUGAACGGUCGCGAUCUGAUGGCUUGUGCCCAGACCGGUUCCGGAAAGACCGGUGGUUUCCUUUUCCCCAUUCUCUCCCAGGCUUUCCAGACCGGUCCCUCUACUGCCCCUCAACAGGCUUCUGGUCAGUUCAGCUACGGCCGUCAGCGCAAGGCUUACCCCACCUCCCUCAUUCUCGCUCCCACUCGUGAGCUGGUCUCCCAGAUCUUUGACGAGGCACGUAAGUUCAGCUACCGUUCGUGGGUCCGCCCCUGUGUCGUCUACGGUGGUGCCGAUAUUGGCUCCCAGCUGCGCCAGAUCGAGCGUGGUUGCGAUCUGCUCGUUGCCACCCCCGGUCGUCUCGUCGAUCUGAUUGAGCGUGGUCGUAUCUCCCUUGUUAACAUCAAGUACCUGGUUCUUGAUGAGGCUGAUCGCAUGCUGGACAUGGGUUUCGAGCCCCAAAUUCGCCGCAUUGUCGAGGGUGAGGAUAUGCCUCGCGUUGAGGACCGCCAGACUCUCAUGUUCUCGGCCACCUUCCCCCGUGAUAUCCAGAUGCUGGCCCGUGACUUCCUGAAGGACUACAUUUUCCUGUCGGUUGGCCGUGUCGGUUCUACCUCCGAGAACAUUACCCAGAAGGUCGAGUACGUCGAGGAUCACGACAAGCGCUCCGUUCUGCUGGAUAUCCUCCACACUCACGGCACGACUGGUCUGACCCUGAUCUUCGUCGAGACUAAGCGCAUGGCCGACUCCCUCUCCGACUUCCUGAUCAACCAGCGCUUCCCUGCCACUGCCAUUCACGGUGACCGCACCCAGCGUGAGCGUGAGCGUGCUCUGGAGUUCUUCCGUAACGGUCGCUGCCCCAUCCUGGUCGCCACUGCCGUUGCUGCUCGUGGUCUUGAUAUCCCCAACGUCACUCACGUCAUCAACUACGAUCUGCCCACUGACAUCGAUGACUACGUUCACCGUAUCGGUCGUACCGGCCGUGCUGGUAAUACCGGUAUUGCCACCGCUUUCUUCAACCGUGGCAACCGUGGUGUCGUUCGUGACCUUCUUGACCUCCUCAAGGAAGCUCACCAGGAGGUUCCCGCUUUCCUCGAGAGCAUUGCUCGCGAGGGCAGCAGCUAUGGUGGUCGUGGUGGCCGUGGCGGCCGUGGCCGUGGUGGCUCCGCCGCCACCCGCGAUGUUCGUCGUAUGCCCCCCCCCUGGCGGUUUCGGCGGCGGCUACAGCUCUACCCCAUCAUACGCGGCGGUGGCAGCGGCUACGGCGGCGGUGGCGGUGGUGGUGGCGGCAGCUACGGCAACCCCUCUGGCGCUGGUGGCCCCUCUUCCUGGUGGUAA